Molecule: messenger RNA, 4235 nt
Organism: Hemiscyllium ocellatum (epaulette shark)
Lineage: Eukaryota; Metazoa; Chordata; Chondrichthyes; Orectolobiformes; Hemiscylliidae
Gene: heatr4
Product: HEAT repeat containing 4
Exons: 16
Coding region: 158-2977 (939 amino acids)
Molecular function (GO): oxidoreductase activity
Source: RefSeq, a predicted model, not a curated record
GAACGCUGCGGCCUGGUGUGUGUGCGCGGCGCCAGAGCUCAGUUCGGGUCAUGACGGCGGGUAACCGCGGGCUGGUGGGAGAACAGGUGUGAAUAGAUGGAAAUUUGGAUUCUUUGUGAAGAACAUCCUGUGGUCGAUGAGUUUUACAAUCUAAACCAUGGAUCUCCCGACACUGCAGCCUCCUGCCGCCAGCCAGAAUUGGAAGACCAUCGUCCCUCCCCAGCGCAAGUAUAGGCAACAGCUGCACAGGCAAUACAUUAAAAAUGCAUCUCUGAACUUGAAAUUCUCCCAGGAAGUAGUUAACUCCAUGCUAUUUUACCAGGUCCCUUUCAAGGAAAGAGAUGGCAGAAACAUGUUCAAUCUCUUCGAGGUUGUCGCACCCGAAAAGGUGAAAGAUCAUGUGCCCCGCAGGCCUGGCCACUUGAAGCGAGUGUCGCGUCACCCCAAGACUCUUCGCCAGGUGCCCAAGAGGGAGGUGAAAGGUGAAGAGGCUGCACUGGCCAUAGACCGCUCUGACCGGAGAUUGACACCCAGCCAUCUGCACAAGGGUGCCAGCUCUGCUGAAACGAUCUCCUCAUCAGAGAGCAGCAGUCCUGUGGCAGGAGCAUUGAAGGCUCCAGCACUGGAGCAAAGCGGAGACAUCCCCGAGAGAGCAGCAAAAGAUUCCACCAGCGAGCUGCGUGAGCCAUGGGAUGAGUACCUGGUGAAGAAAGUGAGCAAGAGGAUGGCACAGUGGCUAGUGACCAAGCAGAUGCCCAGGGGCCCGUCCCGUGCCAGACUCAGGGGACUCCUGCAGGACCAUUAUGGUUCUGCCCACACCCAUGCCCUGAUAGAGGACGAGACUAUGACCCCCAGUGACUUUCUCCUGUAUGACCACAUCAAAGCCCAGGAGCCCAUCGUGACCACAGUUAGGAAAGAAACCAAGACUCCACUGACUGCCUACUACAGGGUUCCUGGGUUUGACCUGAAUGAAGGCAUGGAGGAACCUGGAUCUGUAAAUCGAACUGCAGCCAACCUGAAAGUGAAGCACUUUGAAUCUCCCCCAAAACCCAAGACCAUCUUGAAUUCAAAGCUUGGAAAACAUGUCUAUUACACUGCGAAUGUGUUUGAACAAGAACUGUACACUGGGUCAUCCAGUGUGGUUUACCACCGUGGCGAGAAAUACAAGGAGAGGAUCAUCAUGGACAACCUUUCCGAAUAUCAGAAACACCUCCAAGAGCGCUUCCCCAAGCCCCCAGAAGAGUGGUUGGAGGACAAAGGGGACAAAGACAAACAGCAAGUACCUCCAGGUUCCAAGAGGGUGUCGAAAGGCCUAAGGCGGUGGACAGGCCUUCCUACCCUUGCUGAUUACACUAUGGAGCAAGGACUGAGACUACCAGACUAUGAACUGGUGGAAAAAAGAGUGAAGAAAUCCUUUAAAAUGCAAGAGGACCUGCAAGUGAUGCGCAACAUGGUCACGGGAUGGAUCAAAUCUUGGCACAUCUAUUCACAUUGGCAGGAUAUCACAAUCGAAGAACUGAAGAGGGACCUCAAAGCAAUACAUAGUUAUGUCCAGCUCAGUGCUCUCGCAACCUGUGCAUCAGGAGCUAUUGAGCGGCCACAACUGGAAGAAGACAAAGAUUGUAUCAAUCUUCACUUGAGGAAUGUGAGUGAAGUUCAAGCUGUGCCCGAGUCUCUUCAACCGCUGAUUAGUGAGGCCCUGAACAGCAGUAACAAGCACGUACAAUUGGCAGCAGCCAUCUGCCAUGUCACAAUGGAGAAAGUGAAUGAUAGAGUCUUAGAGAUCCUACGUGACAACCUCCUUCACGGAAAUUCUGCUGAUUGUUGGAUUGCAGCUCAAAGCCUGGCUCUCAACGGUGAUGACAGCUACCCUGUAGUCAGCAGAAUCAUCCAGCAUCUCUUCAAUAAACCAGAACCGGAGAUUAUGAAGCAAGUGUGUCUGAUCCUGGGCCCGCUCAGUGAGAGGACAACUCUGGCACAUUUCAUACUGGCGAAGCAUCUGAACAGCCGCAAUUGGCAAGAGAAGGUGCUGGCAUGCAAGGUCUUCUCCUGUCUGCGUGGUUCACUCAACAAGGAUUUAACACGCAAGAUUGUGCACUUGAUGUGGAAUGACUGGAACAGUGAUGUCCGACAGGCAGCAACACACUCAUUGGGAGCCUUGGGUCUGGGGAAGGAAGCCCAUGAUAAGCUCAGGGAGAUAUUGGAGAAAGGGGAUUGCAGGAGCCGAAUCGAGGCCUUGUCAUGUAUUGGUCAGCUCGGUGUGAUGACUGGAAAACUGAUGCCGAGCUUCCUCGCCUGUUUCAGUGAUGAUUUUGUUGGUGUGAGGCGAGAGGCAUGCCUGACAGCUGGUUUGUUGAAGAUAAAGGAUGAGCAGGUCCUUCAACAUCUGGUGCGACUGAUGCAGUCUGAUCACAUCUGGAAAAUCAAGGCAUAUGCAAUCAAGGCUUUAGGAGCCAUUGGUCAUGUGACUGAGCAGCUGAAGAAUUUGCUUCUGUGGGCACUCCAUUACGAGCAAGAGCCUGGCAUCCGAAUGGAAGCCUGUAACAGUAUUGUGUCUCUGAACCUGAACGAUGCUCAUGUGCAGAAUGUCUUAAGAGAGCAGCUUCUGGUGGAGCCCGAUCCACUUAUCCGCGAAGAUGUGAGGUUAGCACUACAGAGGCUAGGGGGAAGCAGUGAAGUCACUGAAGGGAUGCUGCCAAAAAUCAAACAACAGAUCAACACACUAUGUCAGAAAGAUGUUGUCAUUUGGAAGCUGCUGAGGCUGGAGAUGGUGAAGUUGGAUAUUGCCCAACAGAUUCAGUGGAUCAAUCUCGAGAAACAACCGGAGCAUCUAACAGCCCUGCAUGAGCAGAUCGAGCACCUGAACAAGAGUGUGAUUGUCGGUUCUGGACAGCUCCACUCCAGCAACCUUACAGCUGCCAAAGGAAAACCAGUUGGUCAGGUGCCAGAGGAAUGGGGACUGGCAAACACUCAGUGAGGAGGAACUGCACUAUUCCAGAGCGCUGAGGGAGGGCAAGCUAUAGGAGCCUGUCAGCCAUAUAAUGGGCAACAGCCAAUUAGGAAAAACAAAGCACCAAUGAGUCACCUUGCACUUGGAGAAAGUUAAAUUUAAUAAAUAAACCAGAAAUAAUAGCUGAAAUAAUGUAUGUAGGAAUAAUUUGCUUUUACAAACAGAUCCUUCAAAUCUUUAUAAAAUUUAAUGGAGCAUACACUUUAACCCUGGUUAGUGAUCCACUGAUGAUCACUUCAAAUAAUCAACAAGCAAAUUAGGAUGUUCUUUAUGGUGUUGUGAAGGCUGAUGGAAUUGGAUUCCAGAGGAAUUUUAAUAAAGGUGGGUGAGGCAAAAGUUGGGGAGUGGUACUAAAAUGAACAGCUCCAUGAACUGGUACUUGCAGUGCACUGAAUAGUCUCUUACAUUUUAAAAUCGGAUAGUUGUUUUCAUAGAAUCCUUACAGCAUGGAAACAUGCCAUUUGGCCCAACAAGUCCACACUGACCCUCUAAACAGUAUCCUACCCAGACUCAUUUCCCUACACUAUUAGUCUACAUUUACCCAUGACUAAUGCAUCUAACCUACACAUCCAUGAACACAAUGUGAAUUGGCUAUGCUAACAUUACCCAUAACUUACACAUCUGUGGGAGCAAACCCGUAGGGAGGCAGCUGUGCUAACCACUAAGUCACCUCUACUACUGGUUCUUCCAAUCAAUAGUAGUUAGGCAAGUCUUAACUAAUUGAUUAUCAAUAGAUGUCCUUUGUUCAGUGGAAAUAUCUCUAGAAACUGUGUUUCACACCCCUACUAUUCUGUCUGCAACCGUGGUAGACUUGCCAACUUUAAGGACAUUUAAAUGGUCAUCAGAUAGGCAAAUGGACGAGAAUAGAAUAGUGUGGGUUAGAUGGGCUUUAGAUUGGUUUCACAGGUCAGCGCAACAUCAAGAGCCGAAGGGCCUGUACUGUGCUGUAAUGUUCUAAACAGUCUCCUCUUUGUCAUUGUUCUAGUGGAACGAUUUUCUAUCUGGUAUAUAUGGGAGGAAUUAGUCCCUUUUUUAAAAAUUCAUCGUUCAGUGAUACAGAACUUAGGUAUUACUUAAGAGCAACCUACAUUUGUCCAAGCUUUUCUUUUUACACUGUUCAGGAUUAUUUACAAGAAUGCUAAUUCGAGGAGAAAACACCCAUUAAUGCUGAUGACAGCAGCAUGGAUUUGUUAAUCUAAGUCCAUUUUGUUAAUUUCAAACAGGU